Messenger RNA from Paramecium sonneborni, 1185 nucleotides. The record is from the annotation of a GenBank genome assembly. Lineage: Eukaryota; Ciliophora; Oligohymenophorea; Peniculida; Parameciidae.
AUGAUUAAACCAUACGAAUAAGAUACAUAAGAAUGCUAGACAUUAGAAUAAGAGAUUGAAUAAAACUAUAGUAAGAAAUAAUAAAAGGAUUGUAUUGCUAUUAUUGAUCCUGAUCUAAAAUAUGAUUACAAAGAUUUAAUUUCUUAAAAGCAGGACCAGUUCCUCUUUUCUUUAUUUGAUGGUUAAAUAAUUAAAUCAAGUCUAACUGAGGCCAAUAUUUUGUAUAAGUGUUAUAGCAGUCCUAGUAUAACAAAUUAAUUUCUUUUAAUGGUUCAUUAUGCUUAUUACAAUCAUUUUCCACUAAAAUUUAGUCCAGAUAACAUAUAAUUAUUAAUAAAUUAAGGCUUCUGUGCUCAUAUAAAAGAAAAUGCUGAAUAUUUCAGAAAAAGGUUUGUAUAACAUGAAGGAUAAAAGGAACUAAAAAUAUUCAUGGAAUCAGAAGACAUUAAUAAUUAUGAUUGGGAAAGUAUAAUCAAUAAUUUUUCAAAUCAAAUUAAAGCAGAUAUUGGAAAUGAGUAAUACAAUCUAUGUGUACACAAAUACUCUACAACAGAUUAAAUUUCUAGGACUUGCUAUGAGGUAAGUUUGAUGGAUACUAUGUAAAAGUAUUUUAGUUAUAGUAUGUCCUGUGGAUGUGGAAUAUCAAAAAUUAAAUUAUUAGGGACAUUAGAGGAUUGGGAAUGCUUAAGAAAAAAUACUGAAAAACUUAAAACAUUUGGAUUAGAUUGGUGGUUAGACAGAAUAUUACCCAUUUUAGAUUAAUUCAUUAAUUUACAUAAAGGAAAUAUAGAUCAUGCAUUUUGGAAAGAUAUCUAUAGAUAUUAAAACAAGAAAGGUAUUUAUGAUCCAACACCUGAAUAUGCAACGGGUUGGAUUACUAAUUUCUUCUCAUAUAAAAUAAAUGAAAAUGCAAAUGUAGAAGAUCUAUAUAAUAAGUUUGUAAGAAAUUAAUUUUCAAAAUAAUUAACAAAACAUCCCCAAUUGCCUAAAAAAUAAAUACCCACUGGAAUAUCCUAAGCCCCUGUAAAGCUUAUUAAUUAGAGAACUAAAGUAAUUAUGGAUCUUAAAUUUAAUGCCGGAUUUUUGGGUGUAGCUAAAGACGAAGAAGGAUUUAUUUAUGCUUAAUAAGGAUGGGCUAUUAUAAGAUAAAAUUAGAACAGAAAUUUCUUUGAUGAAUUUUAUUGA